CUCUGCCGAGCCUAAUCUAACUUUAUGAGUUAAGUCCAAGCUCGAAUCGUUUAUGUUUGGUUCAUUGACAGCCCUAAAUCUCGCCAAUGUCCGUGUCCGUGCUUUUCUGUUACCCUCUUUCUAUUCAUUCCCUUCUAUUCAUCUCGCCUCACUCAUUUACGAAACAAAUAUGAGAUAAAACUCAACUCGAUUUCUUCUUUCUUUCAAUUUGAUUGUUCCCAACGGUAUUCGAUUCCUCUUCGAUAUCAAAAAAAUUAUCAAUGUUCUGUAAUCCCUAAUAUGAUGAUAAAUUCAAACAAUUGAUUCGAUCUCGUGAUAAAUUCAAUCAAUCCCUACGACUUCGAUCUUUCAAUGCUCUUCUCUUUCAUCACCUAAUGGUUAGUACUUCUUCAACUUAUGCGUUUUCGUUUUGUUAAUCUCUAACGAAUACCCAAAACCCUAGCGGCAAUUUUCCUUCAGAAUGAAUGUUGUUUGUUUCUACAGUGUGCUUAGUUUUUUCUCUGGUCGAUUCAGAGUCGGUGAUGUACGUUGUAGUGUCGCUUGGUCACAUUUGAGGGUUCGAACGUUUGAUUAAUCGUCCAAGGUUUUGACGCUUCUGGUAUUUCUUCACAUGGCAGAGACUUCGAGGUCUCGAGUCACAAUCACUUUGGGACGUAGUGGGCAGGUGGUAAAGAGGGCAGGUCCUGCAGUAGAUGGUACGUUUUCUGAUUCUCACCCAGCAGCUGGAAGUCAGAGGUCGGUUAGAGAUAGACUAGGAGGAAGUGAUGUGGAUGGAGCCCAAUUCAACAGCAAAAGACAAAGAGGAGAUGGUGCUGCUAAUUCUGUUGGUGCGAAAAAAUGUGCUUAGGCAAGUUCAAAGCGAUGGCAAGCAGAAUGGAGUGGACCUUCGUGACACGCUGUCUAGGGAAAUUCGAUCUUCAACUUCUAAUCCAAAUAUGCGGCAGCGCAUGCCCGAACCAACCAGGCUGCACAUUUCUGAGCCAAUGGAUGUCAGCAUAUUUAGUCGAAUUCCUUCCACGAGAAGUGCAGAUGCAUUGCCCCAAAUAGAUUCCUUGAGAAAUUCGUAUUCUCCAUGGACUUUGGAUCGUUUAAGGCGAAGAUCACCGGAUGAAACAUUUCGAACAUCUAGGGGUCGUUCACCUCGAAGGAAUGAGGAAGAACUACCAAAGAGGCCAUUAAUGAGAAUAUAUGAUGAUGUCAGGACAGUUCCAUACAUGAGCAAAGAUGUUCUUGAGCCUUCAAGACCCAAGGGCUCUUCACCUUUUGUGACAAAAUCAACAGUAUCUUCUGGACCUGUGAAGGCUGUGGCACCCCCGCCGCCUCCAUCGAGCAGCAUUGUUCAAGAGAAGUUCAUACACAGUACAGACUACUAGCCUCCUCCCCCCUCCCUUGAAAUUAAAUAUUGUAGCUUCAUGUCACUUAGAUAUUUAAUCUAUAUGAUAGCCUUCGAUAUAUUUUCAUUA
Cornus florida is the source of this 1463-nucleotide messenger RNA. RefSeq lists its product as uncharacterized. Lineage: Eukaryota; Viridiplantae; Streptophyta; Magnoliopsida; Cornales; Cornaceae. The record is from RefSeq and is a predicted model, not a curated record. The transcript is spliced from 4 exons. Bases 765 to 1373 code for a protein of 202 amino acids.